GCACUGAUGGGGUCAGGCGAAAAAAUGUAGAUGCGCGGGCCUCUGGCCGUCGGCGUAGGCAGCGAUGCCCAUCUCAUUUUUUGUGCGCGGAGGCAGACACCUCAUCAGAAAGGUGGACGGGCACUAUGUACACGGCCCUAGGUUCGCUAGAGGGACUUGUACUGUCUCCGUAACCUGGUUUUGCCAUCAAAGGAGGAGGGGACAGGUGGUGACGAGCUGACUGGGCUGGUUGACCGUUCGGCGCGAGAAUUUUCAGACCAAGAACCCUAAGUGCAACGAGGGAGAAAGCGAGGAACCGACUGGGAAGGACAGCAACGAGAGCGUGUACGACGCGGAGUGGGUCGAGUUUGGUCGUCACGGCUAGGACUGGCCACAGCGGCACCGGAGCAUGCGGACGGCAUCGAACCGUGGCGCACGGACAAACAUCUCUUGUGUUGGCAAUUAUUUUUCCGUUUUUUUCCUGAAUAUAGGUGUUGUGUGUGUUCUUUAGAUCUUCUGAUGAUGGCUCUAGCAUUUUUGUGACUACGGACCGAGUCUUUGCCAGAUUUUGGGAUGAGCAACUGACACGAGUUUAGUGUUUAAUGUGAAGAAAAACAACAACAACAAGACUUUCUACGUUCAUGCAAGAGUCUUCGUACAACGUCGUUCUAUGUUCAACGUUCCGACUUUGUGCAAGCUGUACUGCUGCGGGUCGUGGGUGCUGUUUUUAUUAGUAGUGUUCGGUACAGUAAGUGUCCCGAUAUAGUGCCGGUAUGUGUCUGGGCGAUUUGACCGGCACUAUACCGGGCACCGGCACAGUUCAGAAUUGUGCCUGAUUAGUGCCGGCACUAUUCAGGGCCUGAAAAUCUCCCUAUAAUGCCGGCGUAGCACUUGUCAGGACUGUUCGACUUCAGAGUGCAGCGCUUGCGCUUUGCGGGGCUGACAAAGAACGGGUAUACCCUGGUCGAAAAGCGACACAUCUGGGUACACAGUCAUUAACAGCAGUAAAUGCACUCAUAUCAUUUGUCAGCGCCCAAUUUUACCCCGGUGCGUCCGAAAAGGCGCAGGGUAUACCCUGCCGUGACUACUUUUCUCAACAACUGUACCCUGUUUUCGGAAGUGUACCCUGACCUGUCGGGAAAAAAGACCCUUUCAUCAAUCAUCUCUCCCGCAGGAAUCUUCCCAGCUCCUUUUCCCCUCCAUGGGAUACCAAACGGUGACUCUUCCCGCCCAAUAACAACCAUGGCAACGGAGCAGGAAUCAGUUUCCGCCCCUGCGAAACAACACCAACCGUCAACUCUUCCGCUCUACGUCAACAAUGGCCGGGCAACACUCUCCCCCCCCUCGGCCUGCUCCCCGGCCGGGGCCGAAAUCGUCCUAGUGAGUCCCUCGCGGGCGAACCAGGCCACAACAGAUAGUAGGCGGGUGGUGUCCCAAGGUGUAACUCACCGCCGCGCUGGCUCAGCGUGGCGGUGAGGAUGCACAGACGGUGGUAGUGGCGAGAGGUGUGUAUGGACACUGUUCCCGCGGCAGUAAUGCAAAGCGGCAAACUGCACCUGGCAACCACCGUCGCGGAAAGCGUGGCCCACGAAGCUGGAGGAGUAGAGAGAUUCGCAAACACGACGUCAGUAAGAACCGUUCGCGGGAGAACGGAGACAACCGCGGGCACCGCGGGGAGGGGGUGCUGCACCCUCCUCGUCAAAACACCACAG
Ectocarpus sp. CCAP 1310/34 is the source of this 1691-nucleotide messenger RNA. The record is from the annotation of a GenBank genome assembly. NCBI's taxonomy places the organism in Eukaryota, Phaeophyceae, Ectocarpales, Ectocarpaceae.